AUAGGUGGGCAGAUUUCCCCCUGUGUUUACAUAGAGAGACUUAUGGCACCUUUCUGAUCAAUUUAAUAAGGCUUCUGUAUGAUUUCCUUGUAGUUUGAAAAAUGGAUGAUAAUUGAAAGAUUAACCGUAAGUAUAGUUUUAUUUAAGUAAUAGGAUAUCCAAUUUAUAAAAGGGUUUAAAUAGCCGUGUACCAACUUAUUAUUAAUGUUAUUUAACAAAGAGUAUACCUAUUGACAUUAAAUAUAUAACUUUUUGUACAAUGAGUGACGACAGCUUGUAUAUUACAACAGCUGAGAUUCACUACAAUUCACCGAACGAAGGGGAAGAGGAGUCGAACGAUAAUAAAUCGGAUAAAAACCUAAAUCUAGUAUCGGAGAUAAAUUUCGAGCCACCUCCCCAUUUGAGCCAAAAUUUCGCUAGCAGUUUAAAAGAGGAAGAAACUUUACGUGAAAAUGACGAUGAAAAACCGAAUAAGGAAGCUUGCUCUUCAACGGAAAUCGAGAAAGAUGAAGAAAAUGACCAUAGUUUACGAGGUAUGGUUGGGGAGAAAUUUUCAAUGACCUUUGAUGGAUUAUCCGAAAAUAGACAAUCUCAGCGUCUACCUAGAUCAAAUUCGGUUCCAGUAUUUUCUAGAAUUCCAAGUUUAAAGUUUGUUAGAAAAAAAAGAUGGUCUUUGAGAACAAACGAAUCUGAAGAGGGAGCUGUAAGUCAGGAUUCUCCGGUCGUGGAUGAAGAAUUGGAUGAAAGAGUUGACAGAAAUGAUAGAGAAAAGAGUAAACAAUCGACUAAUGGAGAUAACCUUAACAAAGGGAAAUUAGGAAAGAUUUCGUUAUUGGCAAGUUGUGUAUUUUGUAAGGGGAGUCUACAUGCUGCCAAAGUGUUUGCUUGCCUUCAUUUCGCCUGUUCAAUUUGCACUGUUGGAAAUAAGACUCAUAAUUGUCCCAUUUGUACUGAUUUGAUAGAACCAAUGGAGAAAAGCUCUUUCGCCGAUGGCCUUAGUCAAUUGGGAAGGUUGACGAAUAUAUCGAGUCAGCUAUGCGACAAUUGUGAAGAAGGUAAACAGGCUAAGCAACGCUGUAGCAAUUGUUAUCAUUUCCUUUGCGACGAUUGUACAGAAGCUCAUCGAGUCACAAAGCAAACCAAAACACAUAUCGUCGUAAAGGCUUUUGAAUUGAAUGAAGAAUCGAUUAGAAUGGGUCACUUAAGGAGGCCAGUUGAAUGCUUAAAGCACAGCGGAGAGCAUUUAAGAUUUUAUUGCGAUACCUGCGCCAUCUGUGUAUGUGCUGAUUGCCGCCUAAAUCGUCAUUUGUCCCAUCGUUGCGAACCAAUUAAAUCUAAAGCCGAUUAUCUACGUAAAUCACUGGGGCAUUUACAAAAUAUCAUUAUUAGUAAUGUAGACAACGUUCAAGAUGGCUUAAAUAGGAUUAGGGAGGAGAAACUUCUGCUAAAUAAUUCACAUUUGGCUAGUAGAUUAGCUAUUAGAAAUAGAUGCGAGAUCCUAUGUAAAAGUAUCAAUUUAGAAUGCGAUAAGUUGUUGGUUAAGUGCGAUAGUUUGGCAGAUCUUGAAUUAAAUUGCCUUACAGAAUUUGAAGAAAAGUUGACAAGUUUCUCCGAUAAAUUGAUCUAUAUAGAAGAUCUUAAUGAUAUUCUUAUAAAAUUUGGUAGAGAUACAGAUGUAAUUGAGAAUAAACGGCUGGUAAAUGAACGUCUCUCAUAUCUCUUAUCAAUUGAAGAUGUAAGGUUCUCCCCUCCCAAAAAGCGCCUUGAAUUUAAACAAAGUCAUUUCGAUCCAGUAACAUUUUUGGAAGAUACAAUAGGUCAGAUAGAGAGUAAUGUAGUUGAGGAUAAACACGACUUAAUCCCAUCUAAUGCCGACUAUAAGGCAAACAACUUCUUGAAAAGACCUAAAUUGGAAUGGUCACUCGAGAGUGAUACAAAUAUUAGUGGCCUUACGGUAUCUUCAGAUCUUCAACUAGUAAUUGUUGACGCAUCGAGGGGACGUCUUAUAUCAAUUUCUAUUGAAACUGGCGAAACGUUAAAAUUUACGCCACCUCCAGUAGAUCCUUGGGAUGUAUGUGCCAUUUCAUCGGGGUAUUUGGUCACUGAUAAAGCAAAAAAUGUCGUUUUAGUAUAUGACAGGGAUAGGAAAUUAAUAAAAACUCUUCACGGUUUUACCUGUCCCUUAGGACUUGCCGUUUUAAACAAUGACAGUUUUAUUGUAACCGAUGACAAACAAGUCUGCGUUAUUCGGAAUGAUAAAUGUAGUAGGCUAAAAACAGUGUUUAAUUGGCCGGUAUACGUUGCAACUUCACCUGGAAAUAAAUUUAUUAUCGUUAGCGAUAAUUCUAAAGGCUCUGUUACCGUUAUAGACGAUAAGGGAGGCAGAUUUUGGGAAUAUACGGAUAGAAAUUUAUCACCUUCUGGUAUAGCUUGCGAUAAGUUUGGUAAUAUUCUGAUUGCAGAUCGUACUAGAAAUUUAGUUUUACUAUUGUCGGCGGAUGGAACUAAUUGUCGGAUUCUUCUUACACCAAACGAAGUAAAUCAACCAAGAGCGGUUACCGUUGAUAGUUUUGGUCAUGUUUUCGUUGGAGAAGCAACGGGCGGAGUAAAGAUUUUUAGAUACGUUGAAGAAUAA
Dimorphilus gyrociliatus is the source of this 2635-nucleotide messenger RNA. Lineage: Eukaryota; Metazoa; Annelida; Polychaeta; Dinophilidae. The record is from the annotation of a GenBank genome assembly.